Messenger RNA from Telopea speciosissima, 1428 nucleotides. RefSeq names its product aspartic proteinase PCS1-like. Gene Ontology annotation, biological process: proteolysis. Gene Ontology annotation, molecular function: aspartic-type endopeptidase activity. The record is from RefSeq and is a predicted model, not a curated record. The transcript has a single exon. The coding region runs from base 32 to 1351 and encodes 439 amino acids. NCBI's taxonomy places the organism in Eukaryota, Viridiplantae, Streptophyta, Magnoliopsida, Proteales, Proteaceae.
ACAGUUCCGUUGCAAUUUGUAUCUCUGCAACAUGGCUACUGUGCUUACUGUUCAUCUGUUCUUCUUCCUCUUUAUUCUGUCUCAAUCCUGCUUCUCCACCAGUUCCAAACAAUCCAGAGCAAUAGUUGUCUUACCCCUGAAAACCCAGAUAAUCCCAUCCAGUUCCGUCCCUAAGGCACCGAACCAAGUCUCUUUCCACCAUAAUGUCAGCUUAACAGCGUCUCUUACUGUUGGGAAUCCCCCUCAGAACGUUUCCAUGGUUAUCGACACCGGAAGCGAGCUGUCCUGGCUUCACUGCAACAAAACCCCAAAUCUGCUCUCCACCUACGACCGGCUCCGCUCCUCUUCCUACUCUACAAUCCCUUGCUCCUCCCCCACAUGUACGAACAGAACAAGAGACCUUCCCAUACAACCUUCCUGCGACUCCAGGAAGCUCUGCCAUGUCACGCUGGCCUACGCUGACGCCUCCUCCAGCGAAGGAAACCUCGCGUUCGACACGUUCCGUAUAGGGAGCUCUGCCGCUCCGGGAACGAUCUUCGGCUGCAUGGACUCGGGAUUCAGUUCGACCACCCAAGAAGAUUCCAAGACAACAGGGUUAAUGGGCAUGAAUCGAGGCGCUCUCUCAUUCGUUUCUCAAAUGGGUUUCCAGAAAUUCUCCUACUGCAUCUCCGACCGCAAUUCCUGGGGAGUUUUACUGCUCGGCGGUGGCGGUGGCAACGGCAGCGGCUUCCCCUGGCUUGGACCCUUAAACUAUACGCCACUGAUUCAAAUCUCGACUCCAUUGCCUUACUUCGACCGAGCUGCCUACACGGUUCAGCUCGAAGGGAUAAAGGUGUCCGACAAACUGCUCCCGCUGCCCAAAUCGGUGUUCGAACCGGAUCACACCGGAGCGGGUCAGACGAUGGUUGACUCAGGGACUCAGUUCACCUUCCUACUUGGCUCGGUCUACAGUGCACUCAGGAACGAGUUCUUGCAGCAGAUGCGAGGGGUGUUGACGGUUCUGGAGGAUUCUAACUUCGUCUUCCAAGGAACCAUGGACUUGUGUUUCCGGGUACCCUUGAGUCGGCCGUCCCUGCCGGCUCUGCCGACGGUGAGUCUGGUGUUUCGUGGGGCCGAGAUGAGGGUAUUUGGAGAAAGCUUGUUGUACAAGGUUGAUGGGGAAGUGCGAGGAAGGGAUCAAGUAUACUGCUUCACGUUUGGGAAUUCGGAUCUGAUGGGUGUGGAGGCGUACAUCAUUGGACACCAUCAUCAGCAAAAUCUGUGGAUGGAAUUCGAUCUGCAAAAUUCAAGGGUCGGAUUGGCCCCUGUUAGCUGUGCUCUCGCUAGUCAAAGAUUGGGUAAGGGUAUCUAACGGGUCAGAUUUUUUUUGGGUUUUCUCCCUUUUGUUUAUUUUUUAUUUUUUAGGGAGAGAGAUUUAUACACUGCCCA